Notothenia coriiceps (black rockcod) is the source of this 3885-nucleotide messenger RNA. It is a transcript of the gene galr2b, whose product is annotated as galanin receptor 2b. The record is from RefSeq and is a predicted model, not a curated record. Gene Ontology annotation, cellular component: plasma membrane. Lineage: Eukaryota; Metazoa; Chordata; Actinopteri; Perciformes; Nototheniidae. Gene Ontology annotation, molecular function: G protein-coupled receptor activity. The transcript has 2 exons. The coding region runs from base 9 to 1145 and encodes 378 amino acids. Gene Ontology annotation, biological process: G protein-coupled receptor signaling pathway.
CUUGCAACAUGUCUGACUUUGAGGAUUUCAGUAGGCAAGCAGGGCAGACUAAUGUCUCUGACAGCUACCAGCUGAAUCCCACCAGCGUGAUCGUGUCUGUGGUCUUCUCCCUCAUCUUCCUGCUGGGCACCAUCGGCAACAGUCUGGUGCUGGCUGUGCUGCUGCGGAGCGGGCAGCUGGGAUACAACACAACCAAUCUGUUCAUACUCAACCUGAGCGUGGCCGACUUCUUCUUCAUCAUCUUCUGCGUUCCUUUUCAAGCCACCAUCUACUCUCUGGAGGGCUGGGUGUUCGGAUCCUUCAUGUGCAAAGUGGUGCACUUCUUCAUCAACCUCACCAUGUACGCCAGCAGCUUCACACUCGCUGCUGUCUCUGUUGACAGGUAUCUGGCCAUUCGUUACCCGCUGCGCUCCAGAGAGCUGCGGACCCCGUGUAACGCAGUGGUUGCCAUGGUGAUCAUCUGGGGUCUUUCUCUGGUCUUCGCGGGUCCGUAUCUGAGCUACUACGACCUGAUCGAUUACGCCAACAGCACUGUGUGCAUCCCUGGCUGGGAGGAGCAGAACAGGAAGUUGCUGGACACGUGCACGUUCCUGGUCGGCUACGUCAUUCCCGUGCUCAUCGUGAGUCUCUCGUACACUCGGACCAUCAAGUACCUGUGGACGGCCGUGGACCCGCUGGACGGCAUGUCGGAAUCCAAGAGGGCCAAACGCAAAGUCACAAAAAUGAUCAUCAUCGUCACGGUGCUUUUCUGCAUCUGCUGGCUGCCGUACCACGUGGUGAUCCUGUGCUACCUGUACGGAGACUUCCCUUUCAACCAGACCACGUACGCCUUCAGGAUCCUCUCCCACUGCAUGGCCUACGCUAACUCCUGUGUCAACCCCAUCGUGUACGCUCUUGUGUCCAAGCACUUUCGCAAAGGCUUUAAGAAAGUGUUCAGCUGCAUCCUCAGUAAAAAAGGCAGAAACAAGGUCCACGUGGUUCACGUCGCCAACACCGUGCCCGGGUUUGAAGCCGGCUCCACGGAGGUGUCGCAGAUGAACGAGGAGCACGUGCGACAGAAUGAAUGUGAAAUGAUAAACAGGCCUCUCCCAGAGCCCAGAGAAGCCACGGUAACACUGAAUCUGCCCUUUCAGCGACAGACUUAACAAGUGAUUCAGCUUUCCUGACGGGCUGAAUACAGAUUGCCUUAUGUGAAAGACGUCGCAGCUGAUAUUCUCGAGAAAAAGUGCUAGCUUCUCAUCACGACAUUCACAGUUCUGGUAGCAAACAGAAGAUGAGAUUAAAAGAACAUAUUGUAUUAUUCUUAAAGGGGGCAUAUCGUGACUUUUUCAGUGACAACAAUGUGGUGAUCUGCAGUGCCUACCAACCCACAAACUGUGAAAUAGGACAACCCAGUCAGUAUUUUGGGGGCUCAAGAACCAUUCAGAAUAGGCUCCCCUUCCUGUGUCACAUUAGAAUGUAUCUACACGCCCAUUGCUUGAGAACUACUUUUGCUGUUUUUUACGUGUUAGUUUAACAUUAAGGCAUUUUAAUACAUGUUAAACCUCUGUGAGCAUGACAUGUCCCCUUUAAGUACUACCAAAAAUCUGUUUCUUUCAUCAUCUUUUGUACUUACCACUGUAGCAUGUCCCCCUAGAGCAGAUACAAACUCAUAAAAGUAUUUAUUAAAGUGGAAACUUCUCAGUAUUUCCUACUGCCUUAACCAUGGCCUGCUGCUGGGUGUUUCUGUCAGUAUGAGAAUCUUCAUUAUUCCAGCACUUUUAAGAGCAGUGCAGAAUGUGUCUCAUAAGGUUACAGUUAUGUUUCACCUUUUCAAAUGGUCCCAAAGAUUUUCAAAGCUUGGCGACUGUGAAGGAAAAUUAAUGUUAGCCAGCACCAUUUACUUUUGGUUUGACUUAAACGGGGUUUGAUGCGAGUUCAGGGUCAUUGACUAUGUUUACAUGCACAAAAUAUUCAGGUUUUGACCCUUAUUCUGAAAAUGAACUUUUUCUUACUUCCUACCACAUGAUUACACAGCUAACCAAAAUGAAUAUUCCCUAAUAUUAUCCGCACAACACAGGCUCCAUCUGUCAUCCCUGCAAUCAAGUUCUUCAAAUGGUCAGCUUUUUUUCAGCAUUUCCAAAAACCUAAUGACAUUAAAGUCUUUCUAAAUGUUCAGAACUAUGAAUCAUUCUCCUAAUGUUGGCAGAAAUUGGGGCUCUUCUUACUUUAAGCAUGCAUCUGCUGUUGUUUGUCCUUAAGUUCCAGAGUCCUAACCUGGAAAUAGCAUUGUACCACUUUCGGUUCCCUCGUCUCCAAGUCAAAGUUUUUUUUAAAUGUGUUUGUGGUUAGAAGCUUGACAUAGGGUCUUUGACACAAUCUGAAAAUAUGUUUUAAAUGUUGUUCUCAGACAUAAAAUACGUCAGUAAAUACUCAACUUGUGAAUGUUCAAAUCUUCUUAGUGUCUUGCAGUUACUGAAAAAGACUACAAAGCGUCAUCACUCCGACACAAAAGCGCCUUUAGCUUAGCAGUGGUGAUGUGCAGCCAGGUGACCAUAAUGCGGUAGACCUACAGUUAGCUUUUUACUUCUGGCAAUCGUAUUUACAUUUCAUAAAUUAUAAAUUAUAAAUAUGUGGAGAUUAUCCUGCUGAACAAAAUGUGAUAAUUAUCAUAAACAUGUGUUUGACACAGAGCUGUUUUUCUUCAAUAUUCGGAAAUCCAACCGUAAAAUCCCACUUUUUGUCAAGGGUUCCCUUUGCGUUGCUAACUUUGGGGUCGGCCUACAAAAGUACAAUACAAUACCCUAAGUGAGGCGCGUAUUUCAAAUCCACACAAAAAGGGUCUUAAAUGUGAAUAUUAUUGGGAUAUCCUACUUGAUCGGAAAAUGCUCGAUUGGAAUAAAGCUUUAAUCGAAAUACCCACAAGGAACCGCAUCACAUUUGGAAUAUUGUCAUAUAUCGUCAUAUUCUGAAUACUUGUGGAUGUAAACAUUGUCAAGUGUGAAGGAAUAGUAUUCCUCUGCAAAGUGGUGCUUCUCCCCACUGAUGUAAAGUGUACACGUUUUAUCUCUUAUGUGAUCUUUUCCUCACAUAAGCUCAGCUGCAACUGUAAUCUUCUGAAAGAUCUAAAGUCUGACUUUGACUAGUUUUGAAAGUGCUAGUCUUUUAUCAAGAUGUAUUUUGUCUAACUGGAGCUGAUGUUAUUUGGUUUUUGUUCAAUCUUGCAUGCAGAUGCUGUUCUGUAUAAGAUGUUACUGGUAUAUUUGAAUUAUAUAUGUUAAUACGUGCAAACAAGAUAUUCAGUUAUACUUCAAUCUGAGCAUUUAAAACACAUCUUAUUGGAAUGUAUACAAGAAGUUCAAAAAUCAGGUGUUGAAUACUUUUAGUAAAAAUAUUAAAUAUUUGAUAAGUAAUUAACCUCAGCAGAAUAACUUUUGGACCCUAAAAUGUACUUGUAUUUUGCAAUGAUUGUAUUCAUGGCAUGUUUCUCUUGUGUAAAGUAUAUUUAAAUGAACAUGUUUAUCAAUGAGUGUACUUUAACAUGUAACAGUUUUGUGUUUGAAAAUAUUUGUAUUUUGUGAAUAUAAAAGCUGUGAGAUGAUCAUCAUUUACAUGCUUUCAUCUCCUUAUGCCAGCAGAUCUGUGUUUUUCUCUCUCUGUGUUUUCCUGUAAGCUUGUGUCCUACCUCAGAGCAGUGAAAAUAAAAAUCUCUUGUCUUCUUGUUAUUUUCUGUUCAGAUGCAAUUUUUUUCUGAGGUUCUAAUUUCCGAGCAAAUCAUCCUCUUUUGCACUGACCUAUUUUCCUUGAGUUAGUUUUCUGUGAUUUUGGCUGUUGCAUCUUACAGAGCAUGUUUAUUUCUUUUUUAACUCAACACCCUGUAGAUUUUACUCAGAAAUAUAUAUUUAU